Messenger RNA from Priapulus caudatus, 464 nucleotides. Its product is annotated as late histone H2B.L4-like. Gene Ontology annotation, biological process: nucleosome assembly. The coding region runs from base 56 to 424 and encodes 122 amino acids. The transcript has a single exon. The record is from RefSeq and is a predicted model, not a curated record. Lineage: Eukaryota; Metazoa; Priapulida; Priapulimorpha; Priapulimorphida; Priapulidae. Gene Ontology annotation, cellular component: nucleosome. Gene Ontology annotation, molecular function: structural constituent of chromatin; DNA binding; protein heterodimerization activity.
GGUACUUCACUUCAUAGAUUGUGUUAGCUUUCUUUUGUAGAUUUCACAUUUCAAUAUGCCACCAAAGCCCAGUGGGAAAGCAGUGAAGAAGGCCGGUAAGGCCCAGAAGAGACCCACCGAUGGCAAGAAAAGAAGGAAGAAGAGAAAGGAGAGCUACAGCAUCUACAUCUACAAGGUGCUGAAGCAGGUGCAUCCAGACACAGGCAUCUCUAGCAAGGCGAUGGGAAUCAUGAACAGCUUCGUUAACGACAUCUUCCAACGCAUUGCCGGCGAGUCUUCUCGUCUGGCGCACUACAACAAGCGUUCAACGAUCUCAAGCAGGGAGAUUCAGACGGCUGUCCGUCUCAUCCUUCCCGGAGAGCUUGCGAAGCACGCCGUUUCUGAGGGAACCAAGGCUGUCACAAAGUACACCAGCUCCAAGUAGAGCAAACUCGCCGUACCAGUAAAACCACCGGCCCUUUUUA